CCUUUGUUUCUUUCAAUCUGUACAGCUUCAAGAUUUAAGUUUACUUUCCUUUAAAGUUGAACAACUUUUGAAAAUGUUCAAGAACACCUUUCAGUCUGGAUUUCUAUCCAUCUUAUAUAGUCUUGGGAGCAAACCUCUGCAGAUUUGGGAUAAAGAAGUUGUUGAUGGUCACGUAAAACGGCCACAUGAUGAAGACAUACAAUCCAAUGUGCUUGAAAUAGUUGGAUCAAAUAUUCAGUCCACUUACAUUACAUGCCCAGCAGACCCAGCUGCGACCCUUGGUAUAAAACUUCCCUUUCUGGUUAUGAUUCUGAAGAACUUGAAGAAGUAUUUCACAUUUGAGAUACAGAUUCUGGAUGAUAAGAAUGUCAGGCGACGAUUCCGUGCCUCUAACUUUCAAGCUGUUACUCGAGUUAAGCCAUAUAUAUGCACCAUGCCUCUAAGGAUGGAUGAGGGUUGGAACCAAAUUCAGUUCAAUCUAGCUGAUUUUACAAGGAGGGCAUACGGCACCAACUAUGUUGAGACAUUGCGAGUUCAGGUUCAUGCAAAUUGUCGCCUUCGGAGGAUAUAUUUUGCUGACCGCCUAUACUCAGAAGAGGAACUCCCACCGGAAUUUAAGCUCUACCUUCCAAUGCAGAAAGCUUGAGAAAAUGCACCGGAGGAAUACUUUCAGCAGGGUGAUCAAUGUGCUUAGAAAUCUCAUUGCAUCCUACACUUCCGUUCUACUCAAGCAGUUUAAAAUUCAGUUUGUCUGUAAAAUCAUAUUACAAGCAGAAUCCAUCGAGAUCCCAAAACUCGAUUCUCAAUCAGUUCUCAAUGGUGUUUCUGGUUUGUUAGAAGAUUUUCACUAAUGGUAUGUCAUUGAAACCAUUUUUAUGGCUAGUGUUUCAUUAUAUGAUGGGAAGUAUGGACUUACUAUUGUCAC
Rubroshorea leprosula is the source of this 925-nucleotide messenger RNA. NCBI's taxonomy places the organism in Eukaryota, Viridiplantae, Streptophyta, Magnoliopsida, Malvales, Dipterocarpaceae. The record is from the annotation of a GenBank genome assembly.